Molecule: messenger RNA, 1209 nt
Organism: Fusarium redolens
Lineage: Eukaryota; Fungi; Ascomycota; Sordariomycetes; Hypocreales; Nectriaceae
Product: pyridoxal phosphate-dependent transferase
Exons: 2
Coding region: 1-1209 (402 amino acids)
Biological process (GO): biosynthetic process
Molecular function (GO): pyridoxal phosphate binding; transferase activity
Source: RefSeq, a predicted model, not a curated record
AUGUCGAAAUUGGAGGAGCAGUUGAAAGCGCGAUUAUUGGAUCGUGAGAAACGAUCUCAAUUACGACGAUUGACGACUUUUCCGGCUGACAAUGUUGAUUUUUCUUCCAAUGCAUAUUUGUCUCUCUCGUCGGUCCCUGAAAUUCGAAGCGCCUAUCACUCCCUUCUUGAGAAUCAUGCAGCGCCGCCUCCGUUGUUAGGGUCCGGUGGUUCACGGCUGUUGGACGGCAAUUCAGCCCUCGCGGAGAAUCUUGAGAGAGACAUUGCGGCAUUUCAUAAUGCAGAUGCUGGAUUGUUGUUUAAUUCGGGAUUCGAUGCUAAUGUUGGUCUUGUGAGCUGUUUGCCGCAGCCGGGGGAUGUCGUUGUUUAUGACGAACUUAUUCAUGCGAGUGCUCAUGAUGGGAUGAGGUUGAGUCGCGCGGGACGGAGGGUAUCGUUUAAGCAUAAUUGUGUGCAUGGGGAUGGUGGACUUGAUGGUGUUUUGAAAGGGAUUGGGGGCGAGAAGUCCGUAUUUAUUCUCGUUGAAGGUGUUUACAGCAUGGAUGGCGAUGUCGCUCCUCUCAAAGAGAUUGUCGAAUGCGUUAAAACUCGACUCCCAAGCAACGGCUACAUUAUCGUCGAUGAAGCACAUUCUACCGGCAUUUUCGGACAUCAAGGACGCGGUCUCGUAUGCGAGUUGGGUUUGGAGAAGGAAAUAUUCGCACGACUGCAUACAUUUGGCAAAGCAAUGAGUUCUUUUGGAGCUAUUGUUUUGUGCUCAUCCACCACGAGGGAGUAUCUCAUAAACUACGCACGAACUCUCAUUUACACGACUGCAAUGCCCUUUUCCUGUCUUGCGAGUAUUGGCAUCUCUUACCAGUAUUUGCAGAGUGGGAGGGCUGAUGCGAGGUUGAAGCAUCUUUGGAGUCUAGUAAGCUAUACGCACAAGCUACUCGCUGAAGCAUGCCCUUCAAGUCAGUCGAUUCGUGUUGACGAAGCGCCUAAAUCGCCAAUUAUUCCAUUGUUUACGUCGCAGCCACGAAGCUUGGCCCAAUUCUGUCAAGAACAAGGGUUCACGGUGCGUCCGAUUGUGGCGCCGACAGUACCAAAAGGCAGCGAAAGAGUUCGGAUAUGUGUACAUGCAGGGAACACCAUUGCACAAGUGGAGGGAUUGGUCAAGACGAUCAAGCUUUGGGUGCAGGCUCAUGAGGGGGGGUCUGCUAAACUAUAG